UAAUAUAAAUAUAUAAUUAUCUCUCCAUAAUUCCGUCUGAUCAUUUUUGGGGGGGUUUUUUUCCUUGGAAAUUAUGCAGAGUAUAUUGAUAAACGGAAGAGGACAAUUCAAUUGUUCUAUAGCGGCGCAAUUUAGCGAGAACACGAAGAAGCAGUGCACGUUUAGAGGAGGUGAUCAAUGCGCUCCUCGGAUUUUACGCGUUGAACCUAACAAGACUUACAGGCUCCGAAUCGCCAGCACCACCGCACUCGCUUCCCUCAACUUGGUCGUCCAGGGACACAAGCUCGUCGUCGUCGAAGCCGACGGCAACUACGUCACGCCCUUCGCCGUCGACGAUAUCGACAUUUAUUCCGGUGAGAGCUACUCCGUCCUCCUCACCACCAACCAAGACCCUUCCCAGAACUACUGGAUCUCCGUCGGCGUCCGCGGCCGCAGACCCAAGACUCUUCCGGCGUUAACCCUCUUAAAUUACCGAACUGCCCCUGCCUCCAAGCUCCCGCCAUCUCCCCCGCCGGAGAUUCCACUGUGGAACGACUUCGACCGGAGCAAAAGCUUCUCGAAGAAGAUCCUCGCCGCCAUGGGAUCUCCGCCUCCGCCGAAGAAAUCGAAUCGCCGAUUGAUUCUGCUCAACACCCAGAAUCGGAUCAACGGGUUCAUAAAGUGGGCACUCAACAAUGUAUCCUUGUCCGUACCGGCGACGCCGUACCUGGGUUCGAUCAAGUACGGAUUGAAAGGCGUGUUCGAUCAGAAAUCGCCGCCGAGGAGUUUUCCGAUGGAUUACGACAUCACGAAACCGCCGGCGAACCCUAACGCGACGCACGGUAACGGAAUCUACACGUUCCCGCUGAAUAUCACCGUCGACGUGAUCCUCCAGAAUGCAAACGCGUUAAACCCAAACGAGAGCGAGAUCCAUCCAUGGCAUUUGCACGGACACGACUUCUGGGUUUUAGGGUACGGAGAGGGGAAAUUCCGUCAAGGAGUGGACGAAACGGCGUUUAAUCUGAAGAAUCCGCCGUUACGGAACACCGCGGUUGUGUAUCCGUACGGAUGGACGGCGUUAAGAUAUGUAACGGACAAUCCAGGGGUUUGGUUCUUUCAUUGCCAUAUCGAACCGCAUCUGCACAUGGGCAUGGGUGUGGUUUUCGCCGAAGGGGUUAACCGGAUCGGUCACAUACCGGAUGAUGCCCUCGGUUGCGGUCUGACCAGGAAAAUGUUCGUGAACCGGCACCGUUAAGUUACGGUUGUUUUUUUUAACGGCGUAUGGUUUGGCCUGAUUCCGUUUGUUCAUUAGUAUUGAUGUUUCUAUGAAAUGAGUGUGCGCGCGUGUUGAUUAUGUGAUGAUAAUAAUUAGCACAAGUAUAAAUUAUCAGACUUUUUAUUA
Tarenaya hassleriana is the source of this 1381-nucleotide messenger RNA. Its product is annotated as L-ascorbate oxidase-like. Bases 74 to 1234 code for a protein of 386 amino acids. The transcript is spliced from 2 exons. Gene Ontology annotation, cellular component: extracellular region; plasmodesma. NCBI's taxonomy places the organism in Eukaryota, Viridiplantae, Streptophyta, Magnoliopsida, Brassicales, Cleomaceae. Gene Ontology annotation, molecular function: copper ion binding; oxidoreductase activity. The record is from RefSeq and is a predicted model, not a curated record.